Ruditapes philippinarum (Manila clam) is the source of this 7660-nucleotide messenger RNA. Its product is annotated as mucin-like protein. Gene Ontology annotation, biological process: cell-matrix adhesion. Gene Ontology annotation, molecular function: calcium ion binding. The record is from RefSeq and is a predicted model, not a curated record. The annotation marks the transcript as partial. NCBI's taxonomy places the organism in Eukaryota, Metazoa, Mollusca, Bivalvia, Venerida, Veneridae. The transcript is spliced from 41 exons.
CUCCAAACAACUGCCACAACUGCAGCUCCAACAACAACAACCACAACAGCUGCUCCAACAACAACUUCCACAACUGCAGCUCCCAAUAACUACCACAACUGCAGCUCCAACAACAACAACCACAACAGCUGCUCCAACAACAACUUCCGUAACUGCAGCUCCAACAACUACCACAACGGCAGCUCCAACAACUACCACAACGGCUGCUCCAACAACAACUACCACAACUGCAGCUCCAACAACUACCACUACGGCUGUUCCGACAACUACCACAACUCUCCAACAACUACCACAACUGCAGCUCCAACAACAACAACCACAACAGCUGCUCCAACAACAACUUCUACAACUGAAGCUCCAACAACUACCACAACUGCAGCUCCAGCAACAACAGCCACAACAGCAGCUCCAACAACAACUACCACGACGGCUGCUCCAACAACAACUACCACUACGGCUGCUCCAACAACUACCACAACGGCUGCUCCAACAACUUCCACAACGGCAGCUCCAAACAACUACUACCACAACAGCUGCUCCAACAACAACUACCACAACGGCUGCUCCAACAACUACCACAACGGCUGCUUUAACAACAACUACCACUACGGCUGCUCCAACAACUACCACAACGGCAGCUCCAACAACUACCACAACUGCUGCUCCAACAACAACUACCACAACUGCUGCUCCAACAACUCUACCACCACGGCUGCUCCAACAACAACUACCACAACGGCUGCUCCAACAACUACCACAACGGCUGCUCCGACAACAACUUCCACAACAGCAGCUCCAAUAACAACUACCACAACGGAAGCUCAAACAGCAACCACAACUGCAGCUCCAACAACAACUACCACAACUGCACCUCCAACAACAACUACCACAACGCCUGUGCUGGAUCCAAAAAUAGAAAUUGUUAUCUGUGAAAAACACGCUUGCGGUGGAUGUCCGACUCAAGCUACAUGUGAAGCUCCGAAUAGUGCGAAAAACCCGUCCUCUGUGUCAAAGUGCAUAUGUGGCCAAGGUUAUGUAAUGAAUACGGGUGACACCAAGUGUUUGGAAAACAGAAUAUCACCGUUUUCCAGCGACAAUAAAGCGCCGUCUAACGACGCCUACAGUGCUUAUUACGUAUUUCCGGUCUCCCUUCGUAUUGGACAACUGUACGCCAGUUCUGUCUACGCGACAAUGUCGGGUACUAUAGUUUUGUCUCCAGUACGGAACACAAAUAGUGGACAUCCGAAGGCCUUCUCUAACCCACCACUUCCGAGUAACAACUACAUAAUGAAUAGUAACCAGGAAAUAUGUAUUAUUGCGCCCUAUCACGCCAAUUUACAGCAGUCAAGUCAAACUGAUUCGGGCCUCUACACACAAUUACACACGGACAGCUCCUCAGUUCAGACGGUAAAAGAUAAGAUUCAGGGGUAUCUCCCUUCAGGUUUUAAUCCCACAGUUGCAUUUGUUGCGACUUGGAAUCGCAUGAAGAAAACCAACACAAGCGACCAAUUGACGAUAACUUUCCAAGCGUUUUUAUUGUCGGAUUCCAAGAUUACAUAUACAGCGUUUAUCUACCAAGAUGGGGAAAUGAAGUUCAGUAUACCUCUAAGUCAGCCGGCUUUAGUCAACUACCCGGUCAAGGUCGGACUUCAAAUUUUGACCAGCACAUCUAACACGGAAAUUUACAAGUUUGAUUACUCUCAGCUGCCUAUUGCAAACGUGGCAUCGAAACCAUUUAUAGAAAAUAUUGACCAAGUCAGUCAAUUAUACGACGGUUUUUCAAACAAUGCAGCAAGUCUGAUAAGUAAAAGACAAGCAAAUGGAAUUGUAACUUAUUCAAAUGGCCAAAGCGUGCCUUCAUAUGGAAAAAGAGGUGUAUUUGUGUUUGUUAUAAGCGCAGAAACAGAACAUCCGGUUGCCACUUGUCAAACUUGGCUUGAUGCUAAGUCUGCGCUCACUACAACUUCGUAUACUAAAUGUCCGGGAACUUUCGCCCAAAUGCCGCAAAGUUUACUAGCAAACCCAAGGACAAUCAAAACUACCGAAAAUAACAUUGACUACUAUUUCAUUCCUGAGAAAGAUUCGCAAACUAUGGGGAAAGUUUGCGGUUACAUGUCAGAUGAUACGUUUUUGGACCCCACAAACCAUGUUGCCUAUAACGGAAAAACUUUGUACAGAUUGAACACAAACGACGCCAAUGAGCAGACGUCAUACGAAGCUUGCUGUAUUCAGGGUCCGACCCUUUCCUCAGCUAAUCUCUGCAAUCAGUAUCUUGCCACACGGCCUGCUUGUACGAGUGAGAACUUCCAGGCAGGAGCGUCGGGUGGUGGCCAAGGGGAUCCGCAUAUUCAGACGCUAGAUGGACACAGCUAUACAUUCAAUGGUCGCGGAGAAUACUAUCUUGUGACCGGAAACGACUUCAUACUGGAAGCUCGUUUUACUAGUUUAGAGGUUGAUGGGUCGCCUAGUGACGCAACAGUCGUAUCGUCUGUUGUCGCAAAGCAGACGGCACCAGAAUCAGACGUCGUGGAGCUGAGACUUAACACUGCUGGAGAUGAUGUCGAGCCAUACGUUAACGGAGUCCUUGUGACAACGUUAACCACGUCAACACCGACAACAACAAACCAUUUCGUGCUACAGAAAACAGCUGAAGGUGUUUAUAGAAUGGUCUUUUUCAGCGGCAUUCUAGUAAACGUUAAACCAGCAAACAAUCUUCUCGGUGUUACGCUUGGGCUAGGAGCCGAGGGGUGGACGGGGCAAAUUAAAGGUUUGAUGGGAAAUUACAAUGGCGACAUAACAGAUGAUUUUGUUCUUCCGGAUGGUUCCAGUGCCGGGAACCCAACAACCCUGACAGAGCAGCAAGUCUACACACAGUUCGGGAACCAGUGGCGUGUGGACGUAGCCGAUUCCUUGUUUACGUAUAAAAGCGGAGAAUCUUGGGCCUCGAUAAACGACUUGACCUUUACCCCGAUAUUCUUUAACUCGGACCUAACCGUCAUGUUUCCGGAUGCAACAGAGCGUACUUCCGCCCAGAAUUUAUGCUAUGAGGAUGGUCAGACUGACCCGGACCCAGCGUUGAGGAGAGAGUGCUAUUUCGAUUUUGCAGUGACAAAAGAUGCUACAUUGGCAUUGAGUACUUCAGAAAAUUUGCAAGCCGUUGCCGAAGAGCAGGUAGCAUUAGCUAACUUCCCUCCAGUUUUCAAAAAUGGUGGAAAUCCAGUUCAGCUUAUUUCCGGUCAGUCGUACAGUUCCAUUAUAACCUUGACAGCAGACGACCAAAAUGGCGACACCGUGACUUUUUCUGUUGUUUCCGGUUCUGCGUCAGGUGUCAGCGUUGUGUCGGGAAGCGGACUGGUUUCCUUUGCUAAUGUUCCUGACACGACACCGUUUUCAAUCAAAAUAGCAGCUUCAGAUGGAAAAGUGCAAACAAUCUGGGAACCAAAGAUUCAGUACUGCGCAUGCCAGAAUUCAGGCGUGUGUGAUUUUAGUCAGACCUCGGAUAACAUAUUCUUCACUGUACCAUGUCAAUGCACGGCCGGUUGGGAAGGUGCAUUUUGUGAAACCGAUGUGGAUGGAUGCGCAGACAACCCUUGUUUUACUGGUGUGGCUUGUUCAGACGUACCAGCCAAUCAGAUUGCAAGUAAACCAGCAGGAUUUGAGUGCGCCGCAUGUCCGAUUGGUUUAGCCGGGAAUGGCGAGGAAUGUCACGACUUCAACGAGUGUUUAAAUGACCCAAGCAUAUGUAGUCAGACUUGCACUAAUGAAGUUGGUGGAUACAGUUGUUCGUGUGGGGCGGGAUAUCUCAUUGGCGACGAUCUCUCGUCUUGUAUUGAUAUUAACGAGUGUACACGAGGAUUAGCAGACUGUGAUAGUGUAGCCACGUGCGCAAAUACAGCAGGAAGUUUUACAUGCACGUGUAUGGCGGGCUACUCGGACACCGGAUCGGGGAAAACCGGUCAAUGUCAAGAUAUUGACGAAUGCAGCACACUGACUGACCCCUGUCCUGCUAAUAGCCAGUGCGCAAACACAGCUGGUUCCUAUGUGUGCACGUGCGAUACUGGGUACCAAUUUAAUACUGUGACGGACUUAUGCGAGAAUAUUGAUGACUGUGCACUUCAAACAGAGUGUUCACAAUUAUGUGAGGACGGUGUGAACACAUACACGUGCAAGUGUCGGAGUGGUUUCACAGCGGCCGCAGGGGGAGUGUGCAACCCGGAUACCACGUGUGAUAGUACACAAGCAGCUACCUGUAACGGUGGUGACUUCUCUAUAGCCACGUGCGCCGUGGCGAAUGGUGACGUAAUAUGCGCGUGUAAAAGCGGCUACGCCCUUGACUCUAGCAACAACUGUGUCGAUAUAGAUGAAUGCUCAGCUGGUACAGACGCUUGUGAAGACGCCAGCUGCACCAAUACAGUCGGUGGCUAUACAUGCACGUGCAAUUCCGGGUUUACUUUUAAAACAGGCUCGAGUUAUAUAUGCGAAGAUAUAAAUGAAUGUUCGUCAAGUUCAACUAAUGACUGUGAAUCACCUGCCACGUGCGUGAAUAACCCGGGAAGUUACACAUGCAGUUGUCCCAGCGGUUACACAGUGUCUGGAUUAGGCUGUGCAAAUAUCGAUGAAUGUGCUGACCCUACAACUAAUGACUGUGACCCGGAAGAGGGACAAUGCGCGGACACGCCCGGAAGUUACACAUGUUCAUGUAUUGCCGGUUACACUGGGGAUGGAUUUUUAUGCUCAGAUUUGAACGAAUGCAACGAAAAUGACCGAGGAGGUUGCGAGCAGGGUUGCGUUAAUUCUAAAGGCUCAUAUACUUGUUUCUGUGGUAACGGUUAUGUUUUAAAUGGUGAUGGCAAAACAUGUGAUGAUGUGGAUGAAUGUGCCUCAUCAUCGACCAACGACUGCUAUGAUAACUCCCACUGUACAAACAUUGCCGGUGGCUACACAUGCAGUUGCCCGGCCAACUUCAUUCUAAAAGCAGACGGCAGGACGUGUGACUCUGUAGACAAAUGCGAUCCGAGCAACACUUGUGAAUAUGCUUGUAAUAAAGUCAACGGCGCGGAUGUGUGCACAUGUGCAAAAGGGUACCAGCUUAACUCUGACGCCACCACGUGCAGCGAUAUUAACGAGUGUGCAACAGAAGGGGCUACAUUAUGUCCGUCUGCUAAUAACGUAGUUUGUCAGAACACUGAUGGAAGUUACAAAUGUAAAUGUGCAGACGAGAACCAAUAUCAGCAAAUUGAGGAGAAUAAGUGCAAAGAUAUUGACGAGUGUUUAACAGGUGUUUGCGACAGUUUAGCUAACAGUAAAUGUAGUAAUCAAGACCCAGGAUAUGAGUGUGUAUGUUUGACGGGCUAUACACUUAACCAAGGAACCUGUGACGAUAUAAACGAGUGCACCAAUGGCGAUGCUGCUUGUCACUCUACUCUUGCCACGUGCACAAAUAUAAAUGGCGGAUACACGUGUGCUUGCAAUUCUGGUUACCAAGGCAACGGCAUAACUUGUACAGAAAUCGAUGAGUGUUCAUUGGGCACUCAUGACUGUGACCCGGUCGGUUCUUGCACGAACACUGCAGGCAGCUUCACGUGUUCGUGUCCCAGUGGUUACACGUUGGCGUCUGAUCAGAAGACAUGUAAUGAUAAUAACGAAUGUACAGCUGGUACGGACGGAUGUGCGGACACUUGUGUGAACACAAUUGGAGGCUUUACCUGUACAUGUCAGCCAGGCUUUACCCUUGCUGCAGACCAGAAAAGUUGCACAGUUGAGGUGCAAUGUGAUUCGGCGUUUGAAGCUCUUUGCGAAUCGGGAUGCGCACGCAUCUCUGGUACUGACACGUGCACCUGUAAUGGCGGAUUCACCUUAAACGCUGAUGGAAAGGCGUGCGACGAUAUAAAUGAAUGUUCAACACAGUCUCCGUGCGAUCCAACGAGAGGUGCAUGUACAAACACAGUGGGUGGUUAUACAUGUGCUUGCCAGGAUGGCUAUACCCUAGGCACAAAUAACGCUUGUAAUGAUCGUGAUGGCGGACUCUCAUUUUGGAGUCAAUGGUCUGACUGCUCGGUCACGUGCGGUAGUGGUGUAAAGACUCGAACCCGAAGUUGCACAAACCCUACAGUGCAGGGUAAUGGUGCUCCUUGCACCGGGGACACUACUGCAACAACUGUGUGUACACUAGAGGCUUGUGCAGUUUCUACACAAGAAAAGGAGCACGGUGUAUCAAUAGCUUUCUCAGGAAUCACAAUUACACAGUUCACAGAAGUAAAGUCCCAAUUUAGGUCAAGCGUUGCCGGAGCUGUAAAUUCAUACUGUAAUCAGAACGAGGCUACUGCAAGAUAUUGCUGCGGUGAUAGCCUUACAUAUAGCUCAACAACGUCAAAGUUAUUUAUAACCUCAGAUGACGUAAUUAUUAGUGACGGGUAUCCGACGGUUGAUAAUGACGGUAAUGUUGUUGUGGUGUUUGUCCUUCGUUAUGACUCAACGAAUGAGUUAUGCUCAUCAGGGUCGGCGAGUCGACGGAAAAGGGCAAUAACUCUUUCAAGUACGCAGAGUCUGAUGACGCAAACAACGCUUUUGCAAUUGAUUGAUUCACGGCAAACUGUGAUAGUUACAACCUUCACGACACAGAUACAGUCUGCGACCGGGUCCACGUUAACUUUAACGAUUGAAUCAAUAAAGGUUGUCGAUGAUGGUUCAACGCCAGGAACGGACACUAAAAAGCGCGGCACACCAGCCUGGGUGAUUGCACUUGCUGUUGUGGGUUCGAUACUUCUGCUGGUUCUGAUCGUUGUCAUAGUGAUAAUUAUAAUCAAGUUGAACAUGAAAAACAAAGUGGAGGUAGUUGAGGUUAUGGGAGGCGAAGGGUCGAACAAUCGAAACCAACCUACGGUAAGAAGAACGACAACUGUACGCCAAGCAGACGAACCUCGACAUCUUCCAGGAGAGGCGGGACCAGGAAGACAAGAAGCGCCGCCCAAUCGGGGCAGUCCAAGGGGAGGAGGCGUUGUGACCUUGGCACCAGUUGAUGAUCCCGAUUUAUCGCACGUAUAGGGAAAAAGAUAAAUAAAAAUGUUCUAACUCAAGUAAUACAUGUUAUUUUAUACUUAACAAUUAUACUUUUUUAUUUAAAAAAGUAUGAUUUCUAAUUAAUAUAAUCUGUUUAUAGAUUGAAAUACAAACAAUUCAACAAAACUGCCUGAAAUCAAACACUUUAUUUUUUAUCUUAAAGAAAUAUGCUUGAAUAACGUUUAUUUAAUAAUUGAUGUGUGAAUCGGUGUUGAAGAAUUGUAAAAGAGAAAUCAUAUUGUAAAUUAAUACAUGUAUGUUCACGAAUAUUGCCGGUUUGUUGAAGGACAUAUAGCGUUAUUGCCUGUGAUAAACAAGUUGUAUAAUAUUGUUGUGUAUAGUUAAAGUUUAUCUUGUAUUGUAAAUCUCAUCAAAUGUAAUUGGUUUAUCAUUUUCUUAUGCCAGCUUAUGAAAUCGGUUAUUUAUUAUUUUUUAAUAAAACUUAAGUCAUAGCGUAUCAUCUAAUAGUACUUUGAUAUUGAGAUGAUUCUAUGAAAGUGUUUAUGACUAUGCGAAAUAAAAAAAAACCCGAUCUAUUUGAGCCGCGUCACAACAAAACCAACAUAGUGCGUUUGCGACCAGCAUGGAUCCAGACCAGCCU